CUAACAGCUUCGAAUUUCAAACCCCAUCAAUCUGGUAAGUACCCGUUUCUGCUUUUGAGCUAUUUUUGUUCUUGUCUUGUACGAAAUUCCAAGGCUUUUCGAUGUGUUUUGCUGAGUUUCAGUAGUUUUUAAUUGAAAACUGAGGAUUAUGGUUCUUGGGUUUUCGAUGCGUUUUGCUGAGUUUCAGUAGUUUUUAAUUGAAACUGAGGGAUUAUGGUUCUUGGGUAAUUUGAAAUAUUUGUUGACAAAUGGAGAAAUCUGAUGGGCUUCUCAUUAGAAAAAGUCCACGACUUCGUGGGGUGUUCAAUCUUGUGUGUUCCCUAGUCCUUAUGUGUAUGUUCUACAACCGUGAAGAUAUUGUGAGUAAUUUAAUUUUAAAGAAGUCAUCUUUAGUUUCUAGUCAGUGGCACCCAAGUAGUAGAUUUGAUGGUUAUUCUUCCCAUACACGAGUGGUUCGUCGAGGGAUGUUAGAAGUAAACGGGUCGGAUGCUGAUGAUUUGGUGGUAAAAAAGCCUCAGUUAUGUGCAGGAUUGUUUGAUCAUGUGGGGUUUAAAAGUAGUUGUGACUUCUUGAAAGUUCACCCGGAUUGCUCGUCUGGAGGGUUCUUUGAUUACCUUAAGUUCUAUUACUGUGGUUGUAAUGGAAGUGCGUGGGCGUUUGUAGUAUUUGGUGUCUGGCUUGCUGCAUUGUUCUAUCUUUUGGGUAACACUGCAGCUGAUUACUUUUGUGGUUCGUUGGAGAAACUGGCUAGCUUGUUGAAGCUAUCUCCUACAGUUGCUGGAGUUGUUUUGCUCCCACUUGGUAAUGGUGCUCCGGAUGUAUUCGCGAGUAUUGCUGCGUUUGUAGGAAGUGGUGCUGGUGAUGUUGGGCUUAACAGUGUUUUAGGUGGGGCUGUGUUUGUUACUUGCAUUGUUGUGGGUGCUGUUUCUCUUUGUGUAGCUGAUCAGGAUGUUCAGGUUGACAAAAAAUGCUUUAUUAGGGAUAUUGUCUUUUUCAUUGUAACGCUGAUGUCACUAUUAUUGAUCUUGAUUGUUGGUGAAGUUAGUGUGAUAGCAACUAUCGCAUUUGUAUUGAUAUAUGUUGUUUAUGCCUUUGUUGUUGCUGCUAAUGAGAUUUUGAGGAAGCAUGCGCGAAGAUUGAGAUUGGAUGUUGUUACCCCUUUGCUUCCUGUAAGAGGAAGUAUAUUUUCUGAAGGGACUCAGGAGGAGGAUUCUGUUUAUAGCUCUUUGCUUGACGUUGAGACAGAGGACAAUAGCAUACAGUCACAUGGUUCCUUGCCUCAGUGGAUGUGGGCAUCCAAUGUGGCAAUAUAUUCUAAUCAGUCAUUGAGGGUGCAUGAUGGGGAAAGGCCUUUGUGGGGUUGGAUUGACGAGGGUGUAGAAGUCAAGAGCCCAUCAUUUUCCUGCUCUCAGCUCUGCUCACUUCUAGAGUUGCCAUUGACUGUGCCAAGACGAUUAACCAUUCCAUUAGUUGAGGAAGAAACUUGGUCAAAACCAUACGCUGUAGGCAGUGCUACUUUAGCUCCUGUUCUUCUUGCUGCUUUAUGGAAUACUCAGGAUAAUGUGAGUUACCUAGGAAGAAGUGUUGCUAUAGUUCUUGGCAUUUCUGUUGGUUGCACAUUGGGUAUACUUGCAUACAAGCAUACAAAAGCUGACCGUCCACCACAGAUGUUUUUGCUUCCAUGGGUUUUGGGGGGUUUUAUUAUGAGUAUCGUUUGGUUUUAUAUGAUUGCGAAUGAAUUGGUGGCGCUGCUGGUUGGAUUGGGUGUUGUACUGGGGGUUAAUCCCUCGAUUCUUGGGCUCACUGUUUUGGCUUGGGGCAAUUCAAUGGGUGAUCUGGUCUCAAAUGUUGCUUUGGCGAUGAAUGGGGGAGAUGGUGUGCAGAUUGCUUUAUCUGGAUGCUAUGCAGGUCCCAUGUUCAAUACACUUAUUGGGUUAGGAAUCUCAUUAUUCCUCGGUGCCUGGUCAGAAAAACCUUCUUCAUUCAUACUUCCACGGGACAGAAGUUUGUUUUACACCAUAUGUUUCCUCUUGUUUGGUCUUCUAUGGGCCCUCGUUGUUCUUCCCAAGAAUGACAUGCGCCCUAACAAGAUGCUUGGUGUAGGCCUUAUCAUCAUCUAUUUGGUAUUUCUGUCUGUUAGACUGAGUAGUGCGAUGGGAAUUGUUUCAUUGUUUGGGCUUAGUGACUAAUUGUUGCAUGUUCAGAAAGGUUAGCAUUGAAAUCAUCUGGGACUUGAGAUUCAG
This is a messenger RNA of Solanum stenotomum, 2243 nucleotides long. RefSeq names its product cation/calcium exchanger 4-like. The transcript has a single exon. The coding region runs from base 249 to 2189 and encodes 646 amino acids. Gene Ontology annotation, cellular component: membrane. Lineage: Eukaryota; Viridiplantae; Streptophyta; Magnoliopsida; Solanales; Solanaceae. The record is from RefSeq and is a predicted model, not a curated record. Gene Ontology annotation, molecular function: monoatomic cation transmembrane transporter activity. Gene Ontology annotation, biological process: monoatomic cation transport; transmembrane transport.